GCGGGAAUCGAACUCGGCUCGCCGGGGUUCACAGCGCAUCGCCCCCACCGCUGCGCCACUGUUCCCCCCAUCAGCAUAGCGGGCCGCGUUUGCAGCACGGUAGCCACCGGCACUCGGAAGCUAAGCAGGCUCCAGCCUGGAGAGCCGCCAGUACGUGAUCACCGCGCGCUAAACCCCACCACGCACGCGGCACGCACGCGGCACGCGGGCUGCGUGGCACAGCGGCGGCGCGGGGAGGAGGCGCGGGGAGGAGGCGCUCACCUUCAGGGCCCACGACAUCGGACGACGGUCCCAAUCCGGAUUAGCGGAUGUCUUUGGGACUUAGCGUGCGGAUGUCUUGGUGGCUUCUCUAAUCUGCGGAUAAGCGAGAGGUCUCCACGCUUGGCUGUCGCCGAGGUCGGGCAGGAGGUUCGGGCAGGAGGCGCGAGCAGCAGCAGCGGUGGCAGCAGCAGCAGCAGCAGCGGCGGCGAUGGCGAUGGCGACACGGCGAGUGGUGGCGCUGGCGCUCCUCACCUGCGCAGCAGCGAUCUGCCUCGCAGGAGCCACGGACACCUGGGACUCCCAGGACAACCAGGUGGGGCAGCAGCUGGGAGACCAGGUGGGGCAGCAGCUGGGAGACCAGGUGUGCCAGUGCAGCUGCCUCGAGUCCGGAUCGACGCGGGCGGCGCUCGACUGCAUCCCAGAGUGCCCCUACCACAAGGCGCUGGGCUUCGAGUCCGGGGCAGUGAAGGACUCUCAGAUCUCGUGCUCGCACGAGGAUCAGUACACGGGCUGGUACACCUCGUGGACUCCGCAGCGGGCCAGACUCAACGCGCAAGGCUUCGGCUGCGCGUGGCUCUCAAAGUUCCAGGACAUGGGGCAGUGGCUGCAGUUCGACCUGCUCGAGGAGCGAGUCAUCUCGGGCAUCAUCACGCAGGGACGCUGCGACACGGACGAGUGGAUGACCAAGUACAGCGUCGUCCACCGCUCCCAUGAGGCGCUCAACUGGGUCUACUACAAGGACCAGUUCGGCAACAACCGGGUUUUCUACGGGAACUCGGACCGCUCCACGUCGGUGCAGUCGCUGCUGCGGCCUCCGCUGGUGGCGCGCUACAUCCGCCUGCUGCCGCUGGGCUGGCACGUGCGCGUCGCCGUGCGCCUCGAGCUGCUGGAGUGCAUGAGCAAAUGUAAAGCGGUUAAGAAACACGCGGUCUCGGACACCUCGCACUCAGUCGCAACGCUACACAGCCACCAUCACGAUCACGAUGAGCGUCGGCAGCAGCGGCAGCGGGAAGCGGAAGAGCAGAGAAAGCGGGGAAGCGGCACGAGUCGCCCGCAAGCCGAGCCCGGCAGCCAGAACCUCGACCUCCAGACGGCCCAGAUCGCUUGCAACUGCUCCGGCCGUCAACCGGUCUCCCGCGACGGUUCCGACGACGACGGCGAAAUCCGCCGGAGGUUCGCGGAGGAGACGGCGGCGACGGCCCCUUACGAGGACGUCGCAGGCGGCGGCGGCGACGCGGGCGGGUUCGCCGUGGACCCUCCCGGCGACCCUCCCGGCGACAACGCCGCUGGCGGCGGCGAAGAGGAGGGGGACCCGGACGUCGGCGGCAAAGGGUCGGGGAAGAGGCCCGAAGACGGCGACGAGGGGACGCUGGCGGCCCAUGUCCAAGUCGCCGGCGCGGACGUCGGGCCGCGGCAGGAGACGUCGACGGCGGGCGGCGCCGCGUCGACGCCCGGUCGAGGCGUGGACGCCGACGGAGGGGAAGCCUCGACGACGACGGGGGAGGAGGAGGCCGACGAGGAGGAGGGACGUGACGGGGACGCCGCCGCCGCCGCCGCCGCCGCCGACGAGGAGGAGGAUCGUGACGGUUUCCCACCCGACGGAGACGACCAGGAGAUCCAGGUGGACGUGACCCUGAACCAAGACGGCUUCUUCGUUCAGGUCGACACGGACGGCAAGGAGCUCAAGUCCAUGUUGGAAGGCGCUCUCAAGCAGCCGUCUGACAACUAACCCGAGCCGUGUUCACGCCGUUAUGUUGUCAUCAUUUAACGACGACCUUUAUUUCAUUGUAUGCUUUAGUGGUUCCCCUUCUUUCUGGCGUUUUUAAAGUUCCCUCUGCCGGUUGAGAAAGCUUCGUGCGUGCGCGCUCAAUGUUCCCGUCUUCACGGCACAACGAUAAAUGUUUGUUGACGUGCGAUGGCAAUCGCUGCAUUUAAUCUGGCACGGGUAGUAGCCGUGGUAGGUCACGAGGCAUUUUUGACGUUACUCAAACGUGCUUGGCUUGGCACUCUCCUAUAUCUGUGGCCCUGUACCCAGAUGAGGAAAUUCCACAUUCCCAUGGCAAGAGCCAUACUCUCUGUAGGACAACCAUAAAGUGGCGAUACGUGUUCUCUAUCCUCGAGGUGAUGACAUCGAUGGUGAUGAUAAUAGAUGGUUGAUGAUCCAUGAAUUAUAAAGGUGAUGGACAACUAUUGAUUAUAACGAUGAUCAUGGUCGAUGAAAUGGUGAUUGAUGAUCAAGAUGAUUACCGCAUGAUUAUCGAUCAUGUGAUAAAUGAACACAUAAGUUACGUAUAGAACGUGAAUACUUUGCCCAGUUAAUUAGUAUAUGGUCAAACUAUUGAUUCCUGAUUAAAGGUGGAUAAGAGAUGAUGAUGAUGACCAAUGGAUAACUGGAUACAUUUAUGAGUGAUCGGAUUAUGAUGAUGAGAAUCUGAAAACAGUGGUGGUUGUGGUGAUAACACGAUGACCAUCAGAUUAUUGAUUAUAACGAUGAUCAGGUUACGAGAAGUGAAGAUGAUGAUGAUAAUAAAA
Messenger RNA from Lethenteron reissneri (Far Eastern brook lamprey), 2793 nucleotides. RefSeq lists its product as uncharacterized. Lineage: Eukaryota; Metazoa; Chordata; Hyperoartia; Petromyzontiformes; Petromyzontidae. The record is from RefSeq and is a predicted model, not a curated record.